Molecule: messenger RNA, 378 nt
Organism: Heterobasidion irregulare TC 32-1
Lineage: Eukaryota; Fungi; Basidiomycota; Agaricomycetes; Russulales; Bondarzewiaceae
Exons: 6
Coding region: 1-378 (125 amino acids)
Cellular component (GO): endoplasmic reticulum membrane; intracellular membrane-bounded organelle
Molecular function (GO): heme binding
Source: RefSeq, a predicted model, not a curated record
AUGUCGGCCAAGAUAGUCACCCUCGAUGAGCUGCGCCAGCACACCACCAAGGCGAGCAUGUGGGUUCUCAUUGACGGGAAGGUGUACGAUGCUACGAAUUUCCUUGAUGAGCAUCCAGGAGGCGACGAGGUGAUACUGUCUGAGUCUGGCAAGGAUGGAACUGAGGCGUUCGAGGAUGUCGGCCACUCCGACGAGGCUCGGGCAAUGUUGCCAGGUAUGCUUGUUGGCGAGUUAGAAAAGGGCUCUUUGCCAAACGUGAGAUCAAAUGGGUCUUCUGGAGCGGUGAACAGUGCAGUACAAUCAUCUUCCAAUGUUGCAUAUUUCAUUCCUCUCGCUGGCCUCGUUGCCUACUUCGCAUGGCGGUUCUAUGGGGCAUGA